This is a messenger RNA of Cucurbita pepo subsp. pepo (vegetable marrow), 2298 nucleotides long. Its product is annotated as tubby-like F-box protein 8. Gene Ontology annotation, molecular function: protein binding. NCBI's taxonomy places the organism in Eukaryota, Viridiplantae, Streptophyta, Magnoliopsida, Cucurbitales, Cucurbitaceae. The record is from RefSeq and is a predicted model, not a curated record.
UUACCAAACUCAUCCAUACUGUAUGGGUGUGGAUCCACGAGGAGAACUAGUUAGCUACCUCAUGUUUUCUGGAAGGAUUAGUUAUGAAACAAAUUUAUGGUACAUUAUUGUUUUGUAUUUUUAAAAUAUUCAACGAAUCAUAAGAAACAUUCAUACUAAAAAAAACGAUUUAAUACUUGAAAACGAAAGGUACUAAAAUUAAAAUUCAAACCAUUUCUAAUGGUAGUUAAGACGUUUGAGAUGAUGCUCAUAUUCGCUUUUAAGAUUCUAAAAAUGCAUUCGUUUAUACCUAACUGAUAAUCAAGAUUAAUUAAAACCGGGAUUGAAUUUAAGAAAAAUAAAAUGAAUUGAUUUCUUCGAUCUUCGAAAGUGGAAAGAAGGAUUCGUCCAUUUAAAAUUUGAGUAAAGUAAGGAAGCAAGCAAGCAAGAAGUUUAUUUAUUUUUAAUUUGUUUUUAAAUUUUGUGAGAAAUUUGUUCACGCGUUGGAUUUAUAUUAUACGCCUGCUAAACUCGGGUUCUACAUCAGCCACAUAGAGCGAACAGAGAGCGAGAGGGAGUUCUUAAGAAGCUUCAAACUGAUUCUCUUCAUCCCCUUGUUCAUCAAUCUCAUCUUUACCUGUGGAUUUAUUAGUUUUAGGUUUCUGGGUUUUUAAAAUCAUCUUCAGAUUCCUCUAUUUUCGUCAUUUUCAGGCUUGGAUUUGGCUCACACUUCAAUCGUUGAUGGUGUAGAUCGUGGUACGAAUUAUCUUGUAACUGGCAUUUAGGUGUUAAUCAGGGUUUUGUGUUUCUUUGAGUGAUGUCAUUUCGUAGUAUAGUCCGUGAUGUUAGAGAGGGGUUUGGAAGUUUAUCGAGGCGUAGUUUUGAGUUCAGACUGCCUGGUCACAAUAGAGGUAAAUCUCAUGGAUCAGUCCAUGAUCUGCUCGAUCAACCUCUGGUAAUUCAGACUAGUCGAUGGGCUAGCCUUCCACCUGAGCUAUUGCGGGAUGUUGUCAUGAGAUUGGAGGAGAGUGAGAGCGUGUGGCCUGCUCGCAGGAAUGUUGUUGCUUGUGCUGCUGUUUGUAGGUCAUGGAGGGAUAUGUGCAAAGAGAUCGUAAAAACUCCUGAGUUCUCGGGGAAAAUUACGUUCCCUGUCUCCUUAAAGCAGCCCGGGACUCGCGAUGGAACGAUGCAAUGCUUCAUUAAGAGGGAUAAAUCUAAUUUGACUUACCACCUUUACCUUUGCCUUAGUACUGCUUUACUUGUUGAUAAUGGGAAGUUUCUUCUUUCUGCGAAAAGAACAAGGAGAGCGACUUGCACCGAGUACGUGAUUUCCAUGGAUGCGGAUAAUAUAUCAAGAUCGAGCAACACCUACAUUGGAAAACUAAGGUCGAAUUUUCUAGGGACCAAAUUUAUUAUCUAUGAUACACAGCCUCCAUACAACAAUGCCCAGAUUUCCCCACCAGGCCAUAGUCGUAGAUUCUACUCGAAAAAAGUUUCUCCGAAGAUCCCAUCCGGUAGCUAUAAUAUUGCUCAAAUCUCCUAUGAGCUGAACGUUCUUGGCACUCGAGGCCCCCGAAAGAUGCACUGCACAAUGCACUCCAUCCCCGUCUCAUGUCUUGAGCCCGGUGGCACUGUUCCUGGCCAGCCCCAAGUUGUCACUCGACUCCUUGGUGAUUCGUUUCGAAGUAUAUCGUUUUCGAAGUCUGCAUUAAAUUCUACAGAGUUCAGUAGUUCCCGCUUCUCUGAUAUCGUUGGUUUACGGGAUGAAGAUGAAGCGGGGAAGGAGAGGCCAUUGAUUCUUAGGAAUAAGCCACCACGGUGGCACGAGCAGUUGCAGUGUUGGUGCCUUAAUUUCAGAGGACGAGUAACCGUUGCCUCUGUCAAAAACUUCCAACUGAUCGCUGCAACAGAGCCUUCUUCUUCUACAGCUACAAACCAACACGCUCAAUCUUCCCAGUCCGACCACGACAAGAUCAUUCUUCAAUUCGGGAAGGUCGGGAAGGACAUGUUUACAAUGGAUUACCGAUAUCCAUUGUCAGCAUUUCAAGCUUUCGCUAUCUGUUUGAGUAGCUUUGACACCAAGUUGGCUUGUGAAUAAGUAGAAUCAACUGACCCAUAUCAUGCUUUCUUUCUUCUUCCAAAUAGAAUGUGUUUGGUUCUGUAAAAAUCGUCUGUCUCAAAAAGUUUGUAGAACAAUGUGUGCACCCCAAAGAACUGACUUUCUCCCCUGCCCCCCCGACCCCGCUUUAAUUCCUAUUGCUUAGUUUGUUGUUCGGUAUCGAAUGUUGGGAAUGUGAAUAUAGUUCCACGUCAACUAAA